AUGAUCGUUGCUGAACCUCCUCCUCCCGUUGGAAAUGCUUCUCCCACCGGGUGCGGUGGAUCUUCUCCUCCCGCCGGGAAGAAGUCGCAGUGGCCGGAGGUGCUGGGCUGGAUGGCGACGCCGGCAGCGCAGAAGAUCGCCCACGAGAGGCCCGACGUGGCCGUGGAGGUGCUCCCGCAGGGGACGCGGAUCGAACCUGACGGCUUCAACACCGCGCGCGUCCGCGUCCACAUCGACAACAGCGGCUAUGUCUCCCAGAUCCCCGAGAUCGGCUAG
This is a messenger RNA of Miscanthus lutarioriparius, 276 nucleotides long. The record is from the annotation of a GenBank genome assembly. NCBI's taxonomy places the organism in Eukaryota, Viridiplantae, Streptophyta, Magnoliopsida, Poales, Poaceae.